Emiliania huxleyi CCMP1516 is the source of this 372-nucleotide messenger RNA. RefSeq lists its product as hypothetical. The annotation marks the transcript as partial. Gene Ontology annotation, molecular function: nucleoside triphosphate diphosphatase activity. NCBI's taxonomy places the organism in Eukaryota, Haptophyta, Isochrysidales, Noelaerhabdaceae. The transcript has a single exon. Gene Ontology annotation, biological process: nucleoside triphosphate catabolic process. The record is from RefSeq and is a predicted model, not a curated record.
AUGCUGCUGCCCGGCCUAUCCGCGCGCCACGCGCCUCUCCGUUGCGCUGAGUUUUCAGGCACGUCGCUGGAGCAGCUUCGGCAAGCGCAGGCAGCGUUUGUCGACGAGCGGGAGUGGUCGCAGUUCCACACGCCCCGCUCGCUUGCGCUCGCAAUGGUUGGCGAGGUCGGCGAGGUGUGUGAGCUGCUGCAGUGGCGUGGCGACGCUGGCGCGUCGCCUGGCCUGCCCGGGUGGACGGACGACGAGCGCGAGGCGCUCGCCGACGAGCUGAGCGACGUCCUGUCGUACGUGGUUCGCCUCGCCGACGUGACGGACAUCGACCUCCCCGAGGCCUUCCUGCGAAAGGUGGAAAAGAACAGGGCCAAGUAUCCC